Molecule: messenger RNA, 1581 nt
Organism: Paramecium tetraurelia
Lineage: Eukaryota; Ciliophora; Oligohymenophorea; Peniculida; Parameciidae
Exons: 3
Source: RefSeq, a predicted model, not a curated record
AUGCAUACAUAUGAUAUUACUCCAGAUAUAUUAACUCCAAGGUUUUUGGAGGCAUGUAGAAGAGAAGGAAUUCAUGAGAACGAAUUAAUUAAAAAGUCUAAGGCUCAAGUUACAUAAAUGGUAAAAUCAAAAGAUGCAUCACUUACUGAUGAAUUUAUAUGUGAAAUUGAAAAACAUUUGGAGGAUAAAAGGAAACAAAAGAUCGAUUUGGUAAGAGCAUAGAGAUAGAAAAUACUUUAAGAAAAUGGAACAAGAAGUAAAAGCACGCAUAAUUAAUCCUAAUUAAAUUUUAGUUCAAUAAGUUAUGCAGAAAAAUAAUCAAAAUUAUUAGAAAAUAUUAAGAGAAGACAACAGAUAGAAAUAGAUAAAAUGAUUGAGUAAGAAUAACUCAAAGAAUAGCAAGAAAAAGAUAUGCAAUUUAAAUUGCUUAAAUAGCAAUAAAAAGAGUAACAGUUUUAAGAAGAAUUAAAAAGGAAGAGAGAGUAUAAUGAAAUGAAAAAAUAGUAAUUGGAAAUGGAAAAGCUGAAAAAAGAAUAAAAAGAGAAGUAGAUAUAAGACUAAAAGCUAAAGGAAAAUGAAGUUAAGGAGCAAAAAAGAAAAUAAAGAGAAAUUGAAAAUUUAUUAAGAACAAAAUUGGAGGCAGAAUUCAAAGAGAAGGAUAGAAAACAGAAGUAGGAUUCAAUUUUAAGGGAGUAGGAACAAUUUUAGUUUGAAUAAUAGAAAUUAUAGGAAUAAAAGAAAUUGCAAAUAGAAGAUAAGGAGAGAAAGAGAUUGUAAUUAAUUGAAUUCAAGAAUGAAGAGAGGAAGAAAUUUGCAGAUAUGGAGAGAAAGGAAUUCGAGUAAAAAUUGGAGAAAGUCAGAAAAUAUAAUGAAGAAAUAAUGGAAAGAAAGAGACUGGAUUACUUAAAAAGGGAGGCUUAGGUAGAAGCGAAAAGAAAGGACUUUGAAUAGUUCUUAGAUUAUGUGAAGUAACAGAAGUAAAAAUAAAAUGUUGAUAAGUAAUAGCAAAUAAAUAAGAUUAUGUAAUUGAAUUUCACUAAAGAGGAGGAGAAGAGAAAAAAAUAUGAGAUUAAGUAAUAGGAAUAUUUCAAAAAGAAGGAGUUGAUGGAUGAGUUUUAAAGGUAAUAGAUGGAAGAAAAGAUCAGAAAGUAUGAGGAGAAGGAAAAGAAGAUAAAGCUAAUAUUAUUUAAUAAUGAAUUCAUGCAAGAGCAAUAGAGGAAUGAGUUGCAAUAAAAACUGAAUAGAACUCAAGAGAAGUUGGGCAGUUUGAAUAGCAAGAAGGAUUUGGAGAAUAAGUACAGAACUACGUAAUAAAUAAUAAAGGAGAUUGAUACUGAGGAUAAUCUUAGGAGAAUGGAAUAGUUGAAUGGAUAUAGGAGAGUGAAAUUGGAGCAGAAGAUGACAAAGGAGGAGGAGAAGUGUUAAUAGAUGAAAAAGGAUAGGGAGCAGGUUGGCAAAUUGGCAGACUAAAUAAGGAAGGAAGCAGAGGAGAAGAGGAAAUUGUUUAUGUUGGAUUAUGAGAAGAGAAAGCGGAUGCAAUCUGAUGGAUUUCGAAAGAUGAAUUCAUCAAUGGGAUAAUGA